This is a messenger RNA of Rotaria sp. Silwood1, 1599 nucleotides long. NCBI's taxonomy places the organism in Eukaryota, Metazoa, Rotifera, Eurotatoria, Philodinida, Philodinidae. The record is from the annotation of a GenBank genome assembly.
AUGGCUAGUCAAUUAAACGAUUUACCCAAUGAAAUUCUCAUGAUCAUUUUCAAAAAUUUGAAUCAUUAUGAUGUACUUUAUUCGUUCAUAGGUCUUAAUAAACGAUUUGAUACGAUUAUUAAUGAUACAAUUGUUCAAAAAAAAUUAACAUUAAUAAAAUCGAAUGAUUCAUCAGAUCGAUUUACUACUACAAUAUUUGAUCGAUUUUGUCGUGAAAUUUUACCUAAAAUUAAUGAUAAAAUCAAAUGGCUUAAUAUUGAAUCAUUAACUAUGGAACGUAUUCUUCAUUCAACAAAUUAUCAUAAUUUAGAUGCACUUGGUUUAUAUGAUCUUGAUUUAGAAACAGCGAAUCAACUCUUUCGUGAUGGAAGUUAUUUAAUUCGUCAAUUUCAAAAUCAAAUUUUAUCACUUGUUAUUAAGGUAAAACCACGUGUACCACAAAUAUAUUCAUCAGAAGAAUCUGAAGAUAAGAAAAAGGAAGAUUUGAAAAUACUUCAAUUUGUAUUUACACAAAGCUGCAUUAUGUUCAAGAAUUUACGAUAUUUAAAUUUCAGUUCCAUUGAUGAUUAUCAACAAUUAACAUUUGAUCUUACUACUUCAACUACAUUCUCUUCGACUUUAUUAGAAUUACAUGUCGCAGUGAAUGCUAUGGAUGAUUGUCAUUAUUUACUUGAUGGUCAUUUCAAUCAACUUUCUAAGUUCUAUGUUACCAUUUGUGGUGUUCUUAAUGAUUCAGUUUUAGCAAAGAAUAAAGUAAAGAAACGUCUCAAUCUAAAAUGUUUUUCAUUAACCUAUAAAUUCGAAUUAUGUGGCUACACCAGUGACGAUCUUAUUCCACUUUUACGUAGAAUGCCAAAUUUAGAAGAACUUAGUUUAUAUUUUGUCAGUACACGUGGACCAAUUAUUGAUGGUGAGAAUUUGGAAAAAAAUAUUAUUAAUCAUAUGACAAGAUUAAAUAUAUUUACAUUUAAUAUUUGUUCAGCUAUUCGUUGUAAUAAUCAAAUUAAUUUACCAUCAAAUGAACAUAUCCAAAAUACAUUGAAAAAUUUUAAAAAUAAUCAAAUUUUUUCAUAUGUUGAUUAUUUUUCAAAAGCACAUGAAUUUCAUUGUCAUAUUUAUUCAUAUCCAUAUACAUGGAACUUUUUUAAUAAUAUAACAAAUAAUUUUCCUGGAGGAUUAUUUAAAUAUGUUCGUGAAAUAUCAUUACUUGAUGAACGUCCAUUUCAACAUGAAUUUUUUCUUCGAAUUGCUCACUCAUUUCCAUUUAUCAAUAAAUUAACUUUAAAUAAUCGUGAACCACAAGAAAAUGAUAAUCAACAAUGUUUAAUCAUAAAAUAUCAUCAUCUUACUAUACUUGAUCUUGUUAAAGCUCAUGAUAAUUAUGUUGAAGAAUUUUUAAACAGUACUAAGACGUAUUUAUUAAAUAAUGUUCAUCUUUAUGUACGUUAUGGUUCUUUACAAAAAGCAACAGACGAUUUUACAAGAGAUGUAACACAAGUUAAUUCUUCCAAAAUCAGUGAUCUUACACUAUACAAUAUACAAAACCUCGAUGAAAAAUUAAAAGACUAUUUUCCUCGUGCACAAGUCUAUUCAUUGUGA